Atta colombica is the source of this 725-nucleotide messenger RNA. RefSeq lists its product as uncharacterized. The transcript has 3 exons. Lineage: Eukaryota; Metazoa; Arthropoda; Insecta; Hymenoptera; Formicidae. Bases 135 to 404 code for a protein of 89 amino acids. The record is from RefSeq and is a predicted model, not a curated record.
CCGAGCGAUAGUAGUGCCGCAUCAGAUAUUGCUGCGCAAGGUAUUUCUCGCGACCGAAUCUGCGCGUAUUUAUUAUUUUUAAAGGAUUUUCUUCUAUCAACUACUUGACAGCUGCCGACCGCAGCGAGACAGGCAUGAGGACUUUUUGGACCAUCGUUCUUUGCGUCAUCACCGUGAUCGCUGCGGUGCACGCCAAGCCAACGAUUUACAAAAAGAAUCAAGAUAAUGUAUUCGAACCAGUAAUGGUACCUGUUUCAUCCACGGUAAUUCCAUUACCCGUGUACAAAGUGGGCUAUGGCUUAGGUUUCGUAUCGAAAGAUAAGAAGACCCAAUUAUCGUCAUUCAAACCAGAAGGUGGCAUAAAAUUGAUUACAAUCAGCAAAGUACAAGAAAAGAAGAUCUAAUGUAAAUAUUCUAAAUUAUCUCAAAUAAUAUUGAAUCACAUCUUCAGAGAACUUCACGUUGGAAACUUAUGCGUUUUGUUAUUAAUCAUACUUUCUUAUGCACCUGUUGUUGUUAAGUUAUCUAAUUAAGCUCUAUACACCAAAAAAUGGACCUCCAUGUUAAUCUUUAAUUAUUUUAUCAUCGAAAAUAUGUAUUAUCUCUAAGAUAUUAAAUCAAAACUAGGCAAUUACACAUUGUAUGUACGAAGUUGUUUACACAUCUAUCUUACCGAUUAUGACCUAAGAUGUUUUAAAGAUGUUUUAUUUAAGAGAUAGAGGAUA